ACAGGCCAGAAGUAAACAGUGUUGUUUUGAUUUGUCAAACCGUGUACCUGCGACGAAGCGGUCGGCGUUAGUUCCUUUUUCAGGCCAACAUCGACCUUCAACAACAUGCCCCGAUUAAAAACGUCGCAGGGGCUUCCAAAAUGUCGCCAGUGAUACAGACGACAACGGUGCUUUUUAGUUGAACAGAAGAAGGUUAAGGAGAGCCCACGAAAGCUCCUGUCCUGCCAUGGCUGAGGCCCGCCAGCUGAGUCCUCUGGCGGGACGGGCCGACGUCGCGGGCCCCUCCAGCCGCCAAACCUAUGCAAGCUCUGCCCACUAUGGGACCGUGAUGAGCGGCCUCCACGACCUGAGACAGAGCGGCAUCCUGUUCGACGUGGUGCUCCUGGCGGAGGGUCGACCCAUCAAAGCCCAUCGCAUCCUCCUGGCCGCCGCCUGCGACUACUUUAGGGGUAUGUUUGCCGGGGGUCUGCGCGAGGCUCAGCAGACGGAGAUAGCCGUGCACGGUGUUACCUACACGGCCUUGUCGAAGCUGCUGGACUUCAUCUACACCUCGGAGAUCGAGCUAGACCUGGACAAUGUGCAGGAGGUGCUAAUCGCUGCCACUCUGGUCCAGAUCGGGGAGGUGAUCAGCUUCUGCUGCGACUUCCUCUUCUCCUGGUUGGACGAGAGCAACAUCCUGGAGGUCCACAAGCUGGCGGACAUGUUUGGCCUGCAGCAGCUGGAGACCAAGAUCCACGCGUACAUCCUGCAGAACAUCCAGACGCUGUCCCGCACCGCGGCGUACCGCCAGCUGCCCCCCGACAAGGUGCUGCGGGUCCUGAGCAGCGAGGAGCUGGAGGUGCUCAGCGAGAACGAGGUGUACGAGGCGGCGCUGCACUACCACUACAGCCCCGAGCAGGUGGAAACGGACCAGGUGUGCCUGCAGGACAACCUGAAGAUGCUGGAGGCGGUGCGCUUCUGCCUGAUGGAGCGGCCGGUGCUGCAGCGUCUGUACGGCCGACUGGACGCGUGCCCGCUGAAGGAGUCGGUGGCGGCGGCGCUGCGCUACCACGAGCAGGAGGUGCUGCAGCCCGUGCUGCAGGGCCCGCGCACGCAGCCGCGCUCCAACGCCCGCUGCGUCCUGGGCUUCGGCGGCAUGUACGCCAACUCGGGCGCCACCUCGGACACCGAGGGGCUCUUCCAGGUGUUCCACCCCAGCUGGGGCGAGUGGCGGACGCUGGGCGCCGCGCAAGCCCCCCACAUGUCCAACCAGGGCGUGGCCGUGCUCAACAACUUUGUUUACCUGGUGGGCGGAGACAAGAACACCAGCGGCUUCCGCGCCGAGACCCGCUGCUGGAGGUACGACCCCCGACACAACAGCUGGUGCUCCAUCCAGCCCCUGCUGCAGCAGAGGGCCGACCACAGCGUGUGCGUCCUGGGGGAGCACAUCUACGCCAUCGGGGGCCGCGACUACCGCAACGAGCUGGACUCUGUGGAGCGCUACGACCCCCACACCAACACCUGGGAGUGCGUCGCCCCGCUCAAGAGAGAGGUGUACGCGCACGCGGGCGCGGUGCUGGACGGACGGAUCUACGUGACGUGCGGCCGGCGGGGGCUGGCCUACCUGCGGGAGACGUACUGCUUCGACCCGGCCACCGACCAAUGGGCGGCCUGCGCCGAGGGGCCGGUGGAGCGGGCGUGGCACGGCGUGGCAGCCCGCGGCGGCCGCCUCUACGUGAUCGGAGGGAGCAACGACGAGCACAGCUACCGCCGCGACGUCCUCAAGGUGGCGUGCUUCGACCCGCAGGCCGACUCCUGGUCCCUGGUGAGCCCGCUGCCGGCGGGCCACGGGGAGCCCGGGCUGGCCGUGCUGGACGCCCGCAUCUACGUCCUGGGGGGCCGCUCGCACAACAAGGGCAACCGCAUGAGGUACGUGCACGUGUACGACGCCGACCUGGACCAAUGGGAGGACGGCACGCCGUUCGAGGGGCGCGUGUCGGGGCUGGCGGCCUGCGUGCUGCCCCUGCCCCGGGCCGUGAUGGCCCAGGCCCGCGGCUGGCAGCAGCACAUCAAGCGGGCGUCCUGGGCGGACGCGCCCAUGGAGCACUCCGAGUACUCCAGCGACGACUGAGCGCCCCCCGGUGGUCGGGCGAGGUAUUUUUUUUCUUUUUUUUUUGGUUGGAAGUGUGCGGAGGUGGAGCUAACUGAGCCUUGUUCGUCCUGAUGGUCGCCUCUUUUGGGGUUGGGGUGGACCCCUGGAUGGUGGGGGGGUGGGUAUGGGGGCCAGGGGCCCGGGGUUUGGAGUGCCUCUGAACUGAUCGACGGGACCCUCGAUGGGGACACUCUCUUUGGUUCUGAUUUUGGGGUCGAACUCGUAGAAGUGUUGGUUCUUCUUUCUUUCUUCUCUUCUUUGAAUCACCGCUCCAGGAUUUCUGCGAGCAUGUCCAGCCGUCCCUGAAAGGCUGUUUCUACUGAGAGGUCGGAAAGAAUGACAAGUCGGACUUCUAUGCAAACAAUACAGUGUUCCUUUUGAUAUCAUGGACCGCUGGUUCCAGUCUUCCAGUGAAGACGAAGUCUUGUUUGUUUUUGUUACUUUUAACAUGUUUGGGUUUUAAAAUAGGUCAUCGCAAAGGCCUGGCGACUGCUUGUUAAUCUAAAGUAUUAUGGUGUGUCUCACUCAGUACUAGUACUAGAUGGCCAAAGUAUGCCUUGUUUUCUCUGGUUGCAUUUAACCUGGCUUUGGAUUUUGCUCACGUUUUUUCCUUUUUCGAUGAAGGUGUGCCUUUUUGUUACGCAGAUAUGACGGUUCAACUGAACAAUACUUGUGGGUUGAGUGUUGUACUUACGACCACUAGUCACAUGAUUCCUUCCACAAUGUCUCAGCCAUCCAUCGUUACGAUGAGAAAGCCACGCCUUGCAUUGAGUCUCAAUGUGGAGGCCAAUGAGGGUAAGUGGUGGUUGAGACUGGCAUAGAUCUGCAUAAUUGUUUAGGUCAUUUGUAAGUUGUUUAGGUCAAAUGGCAGCAGAAAUGGUGGAAAACGAAAUGCACAUAUUAAUGUUUGAAAUCUGAAAUCUGCACAAUUAUACAAUCAUCAUGCAUUCAUAAUAAUCUUGUAUCAUGUAUCUUUUGGGGUUUGAUUAAAAAUACAUAAUAUAUCGAUUUAUUUUACCUGGAGUAUUCAUUGUGAGUUGCACAAGGUUUCUCAGUAUUCAAAGUCACACCAUUUUCAUGCUUUCUUUCUUUCGUCAUGUUUUUGUUUCAGACAUCCAUUAACCAAAUGAGCUUCACACACAGUUUGUCUUUGCAGUUUCCCAGAAGGCAGAUUCCAUAAUCCUAUCGCUCUUAUCUUAUGCCUUUUGACAUUGACUGUUUCGUCCUGACGUGUCCAUAGGUUUGUAUUAUUAUUGGUUGGAGAUUUUGAUACAUCUCCAAGCCAUUGGUAUCCAUAUUCCUCAUUAAGAAUCCCGAUAAGCUCGGGUGUUUCGGAGCGUAACCCUGCCGAAUAAUUACUAAGUUCUUUCUUUAUUUGUUAAGACGGAAGGGAUGGCACACUUCCUAGAUUCACAAUUCAUUAAGUCAGUUAAAAGCUUUUAUCCAAAGAAGAAAGGUGAGAGUCACUUACUCAGAGCAAGACAUCCCCAAAACUCAAUACUACCUCUGGUGUAUUCCAGGGUUCAGUGCCAGUUUAUUGAGCUCUUUUUAAACGACGAUUGCCAUAAAACCUGCUGAUAAAUCGUGAUUGUGAUUCAAGUUCGGAUAGGGAUAUUUCUGGGGCAAUGAUGGUUCUACAUAUUGAGGUUUUGUGUUCUCUGUACAGAUGAAUCACAAGAUGGAUGCAGAUAGUGGUCUGGUCUCAUUGGACAGUCUGCCUCAGAUGGUCUUAAAGGAGGUCUUGCUGAUAAUCAUUUGGUUUUUGGAAAUGUCUUCAAUGGACGUUUUUCCCUGUCCCUUUGGAAUAAUUGCCGGCGUCGGGUGCCAUCUGCUAUUUGUGUAUUUUCUGGCCGGCACUGAGUUGAACCUUGUGGCUUAAAGCCUUUUGACACAUUUCAAAUGAAAACGUGGAGAUUUGUGUGUGUUGUUGAACCACUUAACGCACAGGGAAAGCUAUUGAGCCUCUAGGUAGUUCUUGUGAUAAGCAGGCUCUAAAAUGUUUAGCAGGUGCAGUAGUAAUAGACCAAGUCUCAAUCUUAGCAUUUCUAGAGAAUCAUGCGGAAACUAAAACAGAUGGACAUCAAAAUAAAUAUAGAUAUAUAAAUAUAAAUACUGAAGAAAAUAUGAAUCAGCACAACAGGGGUAAAACAGCAGCCUACAAGAAUAAAGAGACCCAAGCAAACUGUUUUAAUGAAUACAUGGCGUCACAGUUUGGAAAUCUGCAAAGGAGAUUGAACAUGAAUU
Gadus chalcogrammus (walleye pollock) is the source of this 4375-nucleotide messenger RNA. RefSeq names its product kelch-like family member 22 (gene klhl22). The coding region runs from base 227 to 2110 and encodes 627 amino acids. NCBI's taxonomy places the organism in Eukaryota, Metazoa, Chordata, Actinopteri, Gadiformes, Gadidae. Gene Ontology annotation, biological process: positive regulation of TORC1 signaling; protein monoubiquitination; proteasome-mediated ubiquitin-dependent protein catabolic process. The transcript has 8 exons. Gene Ontology annotation, molecular function: protein binding. Gene Ontology annotation, cellular component: nucleus; polar microtubule; Cul3-RING ubiquitin ligase complex. The record is from RefSeq and is a predicted model, not a curated record.